CUGUCAGGCGAGCCGGGCGCGGAGGUGACGCCAUCUUUACUGCUGGCAGGAGAGAAGGUGACGGGGUUGUAGAAAGUAGACGCCCGCCGGGCACACAGCGGGCUCAGCUGGAGCUGCCGGGGAGCUGCGGGCAUCGCCCUGGAUGAGGUGGAGCGGCCAGGCUGAGGUGCUCGGGCGCAUCUGCUGCGUCAUCACCGCGCGUCCAGCGGCGCCGAGUUGUUUUCCAACAUGGCCGAGGAGAAGGAGUCUCUAAGGAGGCAAAUCCAGCUGUUACAAGGUCUGAUCAACAGUCAUAAAAUUAUCCACGGCGAUGCCCCCGCAAAUCCAAGAUGGCAGCCGCCGGCCCAGCCCUGUGGAGGAUACCGGCAGCCAAAUCCGAGCAGCUGGAGGAAGAAGUAUUCACUGGUUAAUCGGACAUCGCAAGCAGCGGACGCCUCCGCGGUGUCUGCGGGUGAGAGCGGCGCCCGAAAAGUACCCUCAGCCAUUGGCGUCUCCGAAAAACUGGGGCAGACAACGUUAUCCGGAAACAAGGACAAGCCAGCUGACGCGUCCGCCUUCAAAUGGCAAAGUGCCGCUGCUCAAGGUGGUCGGGCGCGUCCGAAACCCUCGGUGACGGCCUCUGUGCCAUCCACAUCUGUAUCCAUGGGGCCCCGACCCUUAGACUCAGGGGGCCACAAGGAAAUCCUCAGGGGAGCGUCCAAGACGCAGCAGAAAGUGUCCUGGACGCCAUUGAAUAGAAGUUCUCCAGCUCAGGUACCGGCAGCAGCCCAGCCCCCCUUCAAGAAGACCCCUGUGUCCCUCCCCAAGACUGAAGUGAACUGUGCACCCCCCAAACCCAGCGCCGCGUCCUCACACCGGACCCCGAGCGCCCCCCAGAAAAGCAAUGAAACCUCCAAAAGUCAGAAGGCGAAAUACAUCUGGGUGGCGGAUUCUCGUAAAGCCCCCCCUGCUGCCAAGAAAGUCAGUCCCAGGAGGGCGUCUGCGGAGGAGAAGUCCCUCGAGGCCACAGCUGCGGUGAAAGGGAAGAAAAAUGGCGCAAACCCAAAGGCGUCGGCCCUCAAGAGUCGAUACAAGUGGAAAGCCGAGAGCCUUGUGUCCUCCCAAGAAGCUCCGGUCACUCCCGCCUUACAAAGGGGGGCUCCGAGGCCGAGCUCAGCGACUCCCCAACAUAGCAAGGCUCCAGCAGUGAUGGCGGCCGCAGCCUCGUUCAGGAGCUCGCCACAUUCCGGCUACAAGGUGAAAAGCAAAACGAAGAUCAUUAGGAGAAGGAGCACGUCAAGGUCUCCUGCAGAUAAGAAGUCUCCUGAGGCUCCUCUGAUGGUGAAGAGUCGUUACUCGCUGCGCAGGCGGAGCUCUCCCCGCAUGAAAUCUCCGUCUACAGUGAAAAGAAGUUCCCCCCGGGGUCUGGUCCACAUCUCCAAACACCGACUGCGAAGACUGCCCCCUCCUGGCAAGCAGCAGCCUUCCCCCACCCGAGAAGCAGGCCCCUCCCCUUCCUCUCUGAGAAGCCCCCCCUCCAGCCGGGUGAUAAAAACGCGAUACAGGAUUGUGAAAAGAAGCACAACUCCGCCACUGGUGACGUCACCUUUCUCUACACUCAGCUCGUCCCUGAACUGGAGGACACGGCUAAUUUUGUUAAACCGUCUGCGACAAAAUCAGACUCAGCAACGAUGGAGAAGUCGUGGUCUGUGCUUUAUUGGUGGCGUCAUGUACAGAGUCUCUGCUAAUAAGCUGUCUAAAACAUGGAGCCCCGGAAGUGGUAGCAAGCUGACCCCGAAGACCGGCAAACUGGAUGUGAGCAGCACCAGUCCUGGCUCCAUGUACCCCAGCCGGCCAGCCACGCCAAGCCGCUAUAUUGCAAGUCGCGCCAUCCAGCGGAGUCUGGCCAUUAUCCGCCAUGCCCAGCAUAAAAAGGAGAAAAAGGAGUACUGCAUGUACUACAACCGGUUCGGGAAAUGUAACAGAGGCCAGAAGUGCCCCUAUAUCCAUGACCCAGAGAAGGUGGCAGUGUGCACACGGUUUCUCAGAGGAACAUGUAAGAAGACGGACGGCAGCUGCCCCUUCUCCCAUCAGGUGUCUAAGGACAAGAUGCCGGUGUGCUCGUACUUCCUGAAGGGAAUCUGCCGCAAUAACGACUGCCCGUACAGCCACGUCUACGUCUCCCGGAAAGCUGAGGUCUGCCAGGACUUUCUCAAAGGAUACUGCCCCAUGGGAGCAAAGUGUAAGAAGAAGCACACCCUGCUGUGUCUGGACUACGCCCGCGAUGGCAAAUGCCCUCAGGGUUCAAAAUGUAAGCUGCAGCACCGCCAGAGAAAGAAACGGAUGGACGCAGCGGCGCAAUCGGAGCAGAUGCCAACCAGCGCCAAGCAUCGCCGGAGGUCGCCGGACCAGGCUGGUUGCAGGAUGUCGCCGGUGCCCACACGUGUCCGUGACCACCCUUCCACCAGUGAUGAGCAGCUCCCAGGCAGCAGCGGACUCCAGAGCUGUCCUUCUUUCAUCUCUCUGAACUGCUCCUCUGCCAGCGAGGGGACGCCCGCCUCCGAAAGGGUCAAGUCAUCUGAAACCACAGGAAAACCUCUUCAGAUCAAGCCGAGGCUGUGACGACAUCUGGAGGAGUCUGCUCUGUAGCCUCCGUUUCUCAGGGUCUUUCCUUCCUCUCUUGUGUUUCUGGAGUGUUUGUUUAUCUGGCCUGCAGUCAGAGGGUGGCGCUAUCUGUGUCCUUUUUGGCGGUCUUUGUGUUACCGGAUUCUCAGGUUGAUGAGAGGAGCGCUCGCACAUUUCAUACCUUCUGUACUUUAUAGAUUUAUCUUUUUGUCAGAUAAUUUUAUAAGAAGAGACUUUACUAUUUACUUUGUAUGGUUUUUUAACCCCUGCCGGUGAGGUUAGCGUCUGCACUUCUGUAACGCGUUUCUAGUUUGGAGGGUUGCGUUUGCCUUCCCGCUAUGACCCUCACGACAGUGUUAAACCACAGAUCUCUACUAACGGGAGUGAUCGGCUGCAGACGACCCUUUACCCCGCUGACGGGGUCCCCGGAUGUCGAAUGGCUGGGUAAAUAUCUCAUUGUUCAUCAUCCCCUUUAAUUAUUUGGGUCUGAUUCUGGAGGAAUCUAGAAGGCCCUCCUACUCUGUUCAGGGCUCUGCUGCCACCACCAUCCACACUCCCUGGUUGUCGGAGAAAAGGCCGAUCGUCAAGUCAGAUUUUGACCCAAAUUGCGCUGCAGACACUGCACCGAAGAUCUGGUAACUAUGGAUCGUGACUGACAGAAUAUCUCCAUGGUUACAGAGGCUGCCAAUAACAUCCCCUCAUUUACAUAUAUGCUAAUGACACAUUGCCGCCAUGUCCUUAUCUUCUGCUGAUGAUCUUGAGCAGGAGACAUCUGGGUUGAUUUUUGGCAGCCGGUGUCAGUUCUGUUUAGGGAUAGCUCUACCCACGUGGGGCCACGUGCUGACCACUCUCCACGGUUCGCAUACGGUGGAGCUCUGCUCCCAUUUAUACUUACUUUUUAGUAUUCACCACCUUCCACUGCCAGGUUUUGGGGUGACCACGAGGUUUGGUUUUGGUGGUCAUCUUCCGACACAGCUACAAGACAAGUUGAAGUUUUUUACUGAACCCAGGACGGCGCCCCCUACAUUUUAUAUAAAGUGUUUUAUUUCCUUUUAGUUGUCCGCUUGUAACGGUAACUUUUCAUUAAAGUGCAGAUAUUUUACUUUA
Messenger RNA from Bufo bufo (common toad), 3711 nucleotides. It is a transcript of the gene ZC3H3, whose product is annotated as zinc finger CCCH-type containing 3. NCBI's taxonomy places the organism in Eukaryota, Metazoa, Chordata, Amphibia, Anura, Bufonidae. Gene Ontology annotation, cellular component: nucleus. The coding region runs from base 229 to 2601 and encodes 790 amino acids. The record is from RefSeq and is a predicted model, not a curated record. The transcript has 12 exons. Gene Ontology annotation, molecular function: metal ion binding.